Molecule: messenger RNA, 4586 nt
Organism: Exophiala oligosperma
Lineage: Eukaryota; Fungi; Ascomycota; Eurotiomycetes; Chaetothyriales; Herpotrichiellaceae
Exons: 1
Coding region: 141-4316 (1391 amino acids)
Cellular component (GO): endoplasmic reticulum; cytoplasm; plasma membrane
Molecular function (GO): protein binding
Source: RefSeq, a predicted model, not a curated record
AUUUCAUACACCUUGAUGUUUGCAGCAAUAGAAGUAAAGACUUCUAUACUUUAAACUCCCUGAAGAUGUCGUCAAACACAUAUGUAAAUUCAGUAUCCCAAUAGAAGGUUCAGAUGUAACCACCUCAAAGACCCCCUACAAUGUCUCAAGCACUGCAACCUGCUCAGGACGUUGGUCGACUGAUCAACCUGGUGCCCGUGGGUCUUAAAGAGGCAGCGAUUGACUCCCCUACGGCACGAGCGACAGUUAUCCAUUAUGGGGAGCAAUUGGAUUUGCUGGAACGCUGGCUCGAUGACUACAUGAAGGCAUCAAAUCGACUUGUUGCUGAGUCUCUGACCCUCGAAAAUGUUGUCAAUAGCUUCAUCUCCCACUCUGUCCUUCCGACCACGAUAUCCGAAUCAAUGUUGGAUCAUGACUACUGCGUGUUGGCUAUGAAAAGAUAUGGAGAGGGGGCGAAAGACUACUGGAUGAGUAUGGUGGGUGUGGUUAAGAGAUUGAACACAAUGGUUGCGGAUCCAAUAAGACAAUUCCUGGCGAAUGAUCUGAAAUCGUUCAAAGAAGCUCGGCGGACAGUAGAAGCUUCACAAAAGACAUUUGAACAUCUACAAUCCAAGUAUGCAGGGCUUGCAAAGACCAAAGAGCCGUCGUCGAUAAGAGAGGAUGCUUUUCAACUACACGAGGCACGAAAGUUGUACCUCAAAGCCAUAAUGGACUUUUUCAGUCUAGCGCCACAAUUCAGAUUCUCUUUGGACAAGUUGUUGGUCAAGGUAUUCUUCGAGCAGUGGCGUGAAAUGAGAGUGUCCAGGGACAAUACCGUUGCUACACUUCAGCGGAGUGCAGACGAAAUGCAGAGAGUAAAAGGAUGGCUGAACGAGAUGGAAGCAAGCGAGAAAACAUUUCGAAAAGAGCUGCUGACUGUCAAAAAGCAGUUGGAAGACACAGCAGAGCUGAGCGCUCGACCCUCGCGAGAGCUAGAUGAUUAUAGCCUGUCAACCAUCCCACAAUUCUCCGCCCACACUCAUUCAGCAAGCAGUUCAACUUUACAGCAAUCACCUAAGAAGGUGACUGUACAGGCUGGCGAAAAACAAGGCUGGCUAUUUCUUCGAACCUACAGUGGCAAGCCUACAAGGACGAUUUGGAUUCGAAGAUGGGCAUUCAUCCGCAAUGGUGUCUUUGGUUGGCUUUUACAGAGCACCCGGGCUGGUGGCGUCGAUGAGAGUGAACGCAUUGGCGUCUUGCUCUGUAAUGUUCGGCCAGCUCCGAACGAAGAACGUCGUUUCUGCUUCGAACUCAAGACCAAUAAGAACACUAUCUUGUUACAAGCCGAGACUCAAGCAGAAUUGGUUGACUGGAUUGGAGCGUUCGAAGCUGCGAAAUCGAAGGCCGUCGAAGAUCCUGAUUCGACACAGAAUCUCAACGGCGGCGGAAAUGUACAAACUGGAGCGGCCUUUGCAAUCUCCGCACCUCCCAUCCCCGAAUUUGGGACAUAUAUAUUAGGUUCGACUGAGCCAGGUGCUGGUGGAGAUGAUCUUGCAGCUCUCGAGAAGACCAACACAUUGCCGCUUCCCGGAAUCGAUGGGCGAGAGACAAGUAUGGAUUUGCCUCGACGAUCCACUGCAAUGGAAGAAGGUGGUCACCGGGAAACUGCGUCACGCAUUAUCUCGAAACUUGAUCUCCAUCGGAAAAGUGCCGCUUCGCCUCAAGUGUCGGCAAGUCCGUCUACGCCGAACUUGGCUGCUGGAGGAGGCAUAGCAAGCCUGAUAGCAGCAAGCCACGGUUCAAUGCCUGUUGGACCCAGUAUUCCUAUGGUACACAAUCCGGAGAUAGAGUCGAAACCGCGAAAUCCAUUUAUAUUGGCGCUCCGAGAUAUGCCUGCGAGUACGUUGGCCCCUUCUACAUUAGCUGCAGUACCAUCACCUACAAAUUUCAGCAAAUCGGCUGUGAUUAUCACAGGGGAACGCGGACUCAGUCCCGCCCCAGAGAAGAGCGGCAUUCCGACAAGCCUACUAGCGAACAUGUGGGGGACGUCAAACACUGCUGUCAUUAAUCGACUCGAACGAAGCGAACCGAGAACGGGGUCUGAGGUGAAGCUUCCCUCCCAGCCGACACCCGUUCUUCAGUCGAGUUCUUCACCACCAAAGUCAUCUGCAUCUCCACCACGUCUUAUCCCACAGCAAGCCAUCGCGCACCUCGACCUGGGUAUUCCUCAAUCUACGACCCCGACUUCGACUAGAAGCCGUACCCCAUCACCAAGCAAGAGAGGUCACAGGAGUACAAUAAGUGUGGAUCGAGACACGUUCAGGUUGCUGAGGAGCGAGCUUCUCGUCCCUGAUUUCCCCAACUAUUACCCUCUUCAGCUCAAAUCUCAGGACGCGCAAUUUAGACUUCUCUUCCCCAAUGUGCGACGGGAUGAACGCCUUGUCAUGGUGUUCAGGGCUACGUGGAAUCCAAGUGAGCAACAGGAGUUUCCUGGUCGCGUCUAUGUCACUUCGAAAGAUUUAUACUUCUACAGCAAUCAUAUGGGUCUUACUUUGACUACCAGCCUGCCUCUUGCCUCGAUUGAAGAAGCAACGGCGGCCCCAGGCAGGGACUGUGAUUUCGUCUUUCUGCAUUUGAAGGAUGCAGGGACUGAUGGGGGACCCCGGAGAGUGACCAUGAAGACCUUCUUGGAGCCACUGAAAAUCCUUCAGCGACGACUAAACUAUUUGAUCAGGAACAGCGUAUCUGAAGAGCCUGCCGAGCUGGAAGAAGUCAUCAAGGCGCUCCUCAAACUUGAAACUGACGCACCAGAUCGAAGUCCAAGUCUGGAGAGUUGGGAGGACGUGUCACCGAAUACGCCCGUAGACACAGGCGGCACGAGUUAUCGUGGCCGUGCAUCUACUGUUGGUAAUGAAUUCCGGUCCCCCAUACGCGUUGACAGAGCUCUCCACGAGACACAGCUGGGGCGAAGAGAGUCCAAAUUCAAACUGCCUGCUCAGCCAGUCAAAUACGUCCCUCCCGGAGACCUUAAGCUUGCGGUUGAGAAAGAGUUUGACAUCAGCGCCAAAUCAUUGUUCCAUGUUAUGUUCGGAGACAAGAGUGCCCUAUGGCAAUUGUUACAACAUGAACGUAGAGCCAAAAAUCUCAAUCAGGGACCGUGGUUGAGUUUGGGUGAAGGCCGGCUGCGUCGAGAAUUUGCCUUCGAUAUUCCCACGACGAACUUCAUCGGUCAGGAAACCUGGUCAAACGUCAGAGACUAUCAGGUCGUCGAUGUCAACAGUGACCAUUUGUGCUAUGUGGUGACUGACAAGCGAACGCCAUGGCAUUUGCCUUUUCGGAGCAGGCACCGCCUCGUAAGCAAGAUUGUCAUCACCCACGUCGCCAAGGCAAGAUGUAAGCUUGCUGUGUUCAUCAGAGUCGAAUGGUUGAGCAACCCAUGGUUCCUGGGAGAUAUGAUACAACGACAAGCCAUGUCCGACUUGCAACUUGAUUCUCACGAUCUUGCAGAUCUUGUCGCCGACCAGGUGCGCAAACUUGGACCACAUAGUCGCACGAAGAAAGCCGUCCACAUUUUCGGCCAGGUGGGUCAUGCCACUGAGACUACGCAGUUGCUUGUCAAUGACUUGGCCCUGAAUAUCGAGCUCAGACGACAGACUGCCCCCAGGACGAUCACAAGCCUGUUGACGCAAUCUGCGAGAUCGGUCGCCCAAAGUGCGGCCGGAACGAUACUGGAAGCUUUCCUCGAUAUUUUGAGGUGGCUAGCGAAGACGUUCUCAGCUAACAAGUUCAUAUUGGCGGCUCUCGCCUUCAGCGCUCUCUACAAUAGCUGGCACACCUAUCGCGACACGAUGGGCUGGUGGCAUGAACGCCGUGCAACCAACUUCAUGGCUCGACUCGGCGUCGCUCCGGACGUCGUCAUGAGCCGGACUGUUUAUCUGAGUGAUCUGGAUGAGAUUUCGCGCGGUGAAGCGCAUUCGCCAUCGAGCGGGGACAGCGUCUGCUACAGCGUAUUCCACGACGAGCACGAUCCUGAGCACGCCCACGCGUCUGUCAGCGAGCCGGCAACUCUCCAGGUUUUGCAGGCCCGGCAGCGUUUAGGCACUUACAGACAUGACCUGGCCGUCGGGAUGCGCGUUGUCAAUGUGAUCGAGAAGGAACUCAUGCAAGCUGCGUGGGAGCAGUGGGUGGUCGCCGAGAACCGACGGUGCCGCGUCGUCGAGGGGCUAGUGCUGGAUGAUUCGAAGGGGAAUGCAACGGAUGUUGAUGAGGACGUGAGGAAGUGGUAUGACGAGUAUUGCGCGAGUUGUCGAGACGAAUAUGCAAAGAUACGUGUCUGAUUUUUGAGUUUGGCGGUUGGCAUUGUGAUAAGCGUUUCUUGUACGUUGAAGUUUGGCUGGCUUCCAGUCUCACACAAAAGCGCCACACAAGAGAUACCCUGGUGAGCGUUUAUUGAUAUCGUUGGUUCUGAUGACGUUGGAAUGAAGCUGGGUUGGUGGAAGGUUGGAGGGUGGUUGGGGGUCUGUAUGAUUGACCGAGGUAUACCGAAGGGUACCCUGUUGGAUUGGUACACUUUUAAAGCUUGUAUAGUACAUUAUUCAUACAGUCGC